Messenger RNA from Impatiens glandulifera, 1510 nucleotides. Its product is annotated as putative MO25-like protein At5g47540. Gene Ontology annotation, molecular function: protein serine/threonine kinase activator activity. The record is from RefSeq and is a predicted model, not a curated record. Gene Ontology annotation, biological process: intracellular signal transduction. The transcript is spliced from 12 exons. Lineage: Eukaryota; Viridiplantae; Streptophyta; Magnoliopsida; Ericales; Balsaminaceae. The coding region runs from base 1 to 1227 and encodes 408 amino acids.
AUGAAGCAAGCUGGUGGUGUGGUAGUAGCAGCUGAACUAUUGUGUGACCAUACAAUCUUCAGUGAAGGGGAAGUUCCAAAGUCAGCAACCAUAGGUCUCUGCGCGUCAACCCCUAAGUCUCAAUCUCUGGUGCGCGGAGCCUCGCCGCAAUUGGCGAUUCAGAGGCUCGCGUCGCCGGAGAAGGGAGAUGUCGAGAAUAAGAGUGUGAAGGCUAUAGUCAAGCCCAAACCUGGGACGCCAGCUGACCUUGUCCGCCAGGCUCACGAUCUUCUCAUCUAUGUUGAUCAAAAUAACGACACUCGUGCAACCAAGCGCGAAGAGAAGAUGUUGGAGUUGGGCAAGGUUAUCCGUGAGCUAAAAGUAAUUCUUUAUGGAAAUAGUGAAGCUGAGCCAGUAUCUGAAGCUUGUGCACAAUUAACAAGGGAGUUCUUCAAAGAGAACACUAUGCGUUUGUUCAUUAUCUGUCUUCCAAAACUUAACUUAGAGACCCGUAAAGAUGCUACUCAAGUAAUUGCAAACUUGCAAAGGCAACCAGUCAAUUCGCGGUUGAUUGCUUGCGAUUACUUAGAAGUGAACACAGAUUUGAUGGAUAUCUUGGUAAAUGGUUAUGAGGAGCCAGAUAUGGCCCUACAUUAUGGUGCAAUGUUGAGGGAAUGUAUACGCCACCAGAGUGUUGCAAGAUAUGUUUUGGAGUCGAAACAUAUGAAGAAAUUAUUUGACUACAUACAGCUUCCAAAUUUUGACAUUGCUGCUGAUGCUGCUGCAACUUUCAAGGAACUCUUGACAAGGCACAAAACGACUGUAGCUGAAUUCCUUUCCAAGAACUAUGAUUGGUUUUUUGCAGAGUAUAAUUCGAAGCUGCUUGAAUCUCCUAACUAUAUUACCAGAAGACAAGCUAUUAAGUUGUUGGGGGACAUGCUGUUGGAUCGCUCAAAUUCUGCUGUUAUGACGCGCUAUGUGAGUUCAAGGGACAAUCUAAGGAUACUAAUGAAUCUUCUCAGGGAAUCAAGCAAGACCAUCCAGAUAGAAGCUUUUCAUGUCUUUAAGUUAUUUGCUGCCAAUCAACAUAAGCCGCUGGAUAUUGUUAAUAUUCUUAUCGCAAAUAGGAGUAAACUCCUGAGGCUGUUCGCUGAUUUCAAGACAGAUAAAGAGGAUGAACAGUUUGAAGCAGAUAAAGCUCAAGUUGUUAAGGAAAUUGCAGCACUUGAGCCGAAAGAUCAUCCUUGAACUGAGUUUUAUUUCAUGAUUGGUCUAAUAAGAGAUUUAUACCAUCCUUAAUAUAAAUUUGUUUACAUUGAAUCUACCAAAAAUAAAAAGAAAGAUGUGAAAAUGCAUUUUCUGUAAAGAAAAUAUAGUGUUAUAACUUGUAAUGUGGUAUUUAAUGAAUUAAUUAAAAUCCCAUUAGUAUUUGUUAGUUGUUACCCUUUGGCAUUUUUUGUUGUUGUAAAUAAUCUUGUGGUUGCCUGUCUUUCAACCUUUGAAGAGAUUUGUUGCAUUUUGGAUUUGACAA